CCUCGGGCCCCGCCCCCAGAGCGCCGUCACCGCCCGCCAGGCCCGUUCCUCCUGGCCGCCUGGGGGCGCCGUCGCAGACGCCGCCGCGCCUCCAAGAUGGCGCAGCCUCCGCCGCCGCCGCCGUUCCUGGGCCGCUUCGCGCCGCCGUUCCGCGCCUUCCCUCCUCAGGCACCGGGCCCGUUCCCGCCGCCCCCCGCUCCCUUCCCCGUCCCCGCCGCCCGCCCGCCUCUCCCUCCCUUCCUCCCGCCUCCUUCCUCCGAGCCCGGUCCCUUCUUCCGCGGCCCCGCCGCCCCGCCGCUCUUUCCCCCGUGGCCCUCGGCCGAGCGGCCGCCGCCCCCGCGGGACCCGGAGGACGAGGACGCUGCGCAGCGGCAGCGCGAUGAGCAAUGGUUGGUGCAGUUCCUCGAGCGGCGCGGCCCCCCGGCGGAGCCCCCACCGCCUCCCCGCGGCGCCGGCCUCGAGCUCGGGCGGCGGCUGGCGGUGCGGGCGCUGGGGACCGUGAGCCGCCUGGUGGCGCUGUGCCGGGCCCUGCGGUGCCGCGAGGCCGAGGGUCGAGAGGAGGGCUGGGAGCGAGAGCGGGCCGAGGCCGAGGAGCUGCUGGAAGAGCUGAGGGAGACGGUGCGGCCGCUGAGGGAGCCCGGCUACCUGCGGGAACUGGGCCGGAAGGCCGAGAAGGCGAGGAAGAGGAGGGAGCGGCUGCAGAGAAGGAAGCGGGAGGCCCGAGCGGCCCAGGAGGAGGAGGCGGCCCGCGCCGCAGAGCGGGAGGCUGAGAUCGACCGAUGGAGGGCGGGGCGCAUCCAGGAGGUGGAGGAGAAGAACCGGGAGCGGGAGCUUAAGGCUGCUGCAGACAGUGUCUUAUCUGAAGUCAGGAAGAAGCAGGCAGACACAAAGAGAAUGGUGGACAUCCUGGGCUCCUUAGAAAAGCUUCGGAAACUGAGGAAAGAGGCUGCUGCCAGGAAAGGUGUUUGUCCACCUCCCUCAGCAGAUGAAGCCUUUGAAAAUCAGGUGGAAAGUCUCAGAGCAUUGCUCAAAAAUCGCACAGAGCUGUAUGAAGCUGAGGAGAGAGCACUGAGAGUGAUGUUGGAAGGAGAACAGGAGGAGGAAAGGAAGAGAGAAAUGGAAAAGAAGCAGAAGAAGGAAAGAGAAAAGCUUCUACAGCAGAAACGUGACAUUGAUUCCAAGCUGUUUGGGGAUCCAGAUGAAUUUCCUCUUGCUGAUCUGCUGCAGCCUUUCAGGGAAUAUUACUUACAAGCUGAGCUUUCUGUAGCAGCUCUAAUCCAGAUCAGGCACGAAUGGGAUCAGUACCUGGUGCCCGCUGAUCACCCUGAAGGAAGCUGCAUCCCUCCUGGAUGGGUUCUUCCGACUCUCCCCACGAAUGACACUUGGGCCACUGCUGUCAGAUAACUCAGAAAUAAAUUGUUUUUGCACUG
Messenger RNA from Lagopus muta (rock ptarmigan), 1430 nucleotides. RefSeq names its product programmed cell death 7 (gene PDCD7). Bases 97 to 1404 code for a protein of 435 amino acids. NCBI's taxonomy places the organism in Eukaryota, Metazoa, Chordata, Aves, Galliformes, Phasianidae. The record is from RefSeq and is a predicted model, not a curated record. The transcript is spliced from 5 exons.